AUGGAGGCGACGACGGUGAUGUCGCAGGGUGGCGGCGGCAAGGACAACAGCGGCGGCGGCCGACGGAGGCAGCGGUACCGCAUCGAGACCAGGGCGCUGUCGUACGUGCUCCCGCCGCGCGGGGCGCGCUUCAUCCCGUGGUCCGCGUCCGCCGCCGGGGCCGGGGGGAAGGAGGAGGACCAGAGGCUGCUGCUGCGCGGCGUCACGUGCGAGGCGCCGCCGGGGGAGCUGGUGGCGAUCGUGGGGCCGAGCGGCGCGGGCAAGACGACGCUGCUGUCGGUGCUGGCCGGGUCGGCGGACCCAGCAAGGGUGGCGGGCGGGGAGGUGCUGGUGAACGGGCUGCCCAUGGACGCCGCCAGGUUCCGCCGCGUGUCGGGGUACGUGCCGCAGGACGACGCGCUGUUCCCGGCGCUCACCGUCGAGGAGUCGCUCGUGUACAGCGCGCGCCUGCGCCUGAGGCUGCGCGGCGUGGGCGGCGGGGGCCCGUCGUCGUCCGGCGCGGCGGAGGACCGGGCGCGGGAGCUCAUGGCGGAGCUCGGGCUGGACCACGUCGCCGCGUCCAGGGUAGCCGACGUGUCCGGCGGCGAGCGCAGGCGGGUGUCCAUCGGGAUGGACCUCGUGCACGACCCGGCCGUGCUGCUGCUGGACGAGCCCACGUCGGGGCUCGACUCGGGGUCCGCGCUCCACAUUGUCAAGAUGCUCAGGGACAUGGCCGCCAAGCACGACAAGACCGUCGUGCUCACCAUCCACCAGCCCGGGUUCCGCAUCCUCGAGCUCAUCGACCGCGUCGUGCUCCUCGCCGACGGCGCCGUCCGACACCACGGCUCCCUCGACUUCCUCCAGUCACGCCUCAUCGCCACGGGCCACGCCAUCCCCGCCCACGUCAACGUCCUCGAGUACGCCAUGGAGACCGUCGACUCCCUCAAGCCCGACGUCGCCGUAGCAGCCACUGCGGUCACCGCCGCCGCCGCUUCGGCGAACCCGGUGCCCGCAUCCGCGCGGCAAACGGGGUACGCCAACUCGCCCGCGGCGGAGGUGCGCAUCCUGGCGGGCCGGUUCGCCAAGACGGUGCUGCGGACGCCGCAGCUGUUCGCGGCGCGGAUGGCGCAGUCGGUGCUGGCCGGCGCGUUCCUCGGCAGCAUCUUCCUGGGCACCACCGACCUGCAGUCCCGCCUCGGCUUCUUCGCCUUCAACCUCACCUACCUGCUCUCCUCCACCACCGAGGCGCUGCCCGUGUUCCUACACGAGCGCCGCAUCCUGGAGCGGGAGACCUCCCGCGGCGCCUACCGCGUGUCCUCCUACGUCGCCUCCAACGCCGCCGUCUUCCUGCCGUUCCUGCUCGCCGCGGCGCUGCUCUACGCGGCGCCCGUGUACUGGCUCGUGGGCCUGGCGCGCGAGCCCGCCGCCUUCGCCUACUUCGCGCUCGUUGUCUGGCUCGUCAUGCUCACCGCCAACUCCUUCGUCGCCUGCCUCAGCGCGGUGGCGCCCAACUACAUCGUGGGGAACUCCAUCGUCGCGGGGCUCAUCGGCUGCUUCUUCCUCUUCUCCGGCUACUUCGUGGCCAGCACGAACAUCCCGCGCUACUGGGUGUUCAUGCACUACGCCAGCCUGUUCAAGUACCCGUUCGAGGCCCUGGUGGUGAACGAGUACGGCGGCGCGCGCGGCGCCAGGGAGUGCCUCGCCUCGGCCGGCGGCGGCGCGGGGGCGCUCUGCGUGCUCGACGGCGCGGGGCUGCUGCGGCAGCAGGGGAUGCGAGAGGGCAUGCGGUGGACCAACCUGGGCGUCAUGAUCGGCUUCGUGGUCGGCUACAGGCUGCUCUGCUUCGUCUUCCUCUGCAUCAGGUGCCACCGCACGAGGAGGUGA
This is a messenger RNA of Miscanthus lutarioriparius, 1863 nucleotides long. Lineage: Eukaryota; Viridiplantae; Streptophyta; Magnoliopsida; Poales; Poaceae. The record is from the annotation of a GenBank genome assembly.